AUGGGCUUAAAGAAGGAAGCAACAGAGAUGAGCAAUGCAACUGUCUUUGUGUCGGAGUUUGUGCUGCACUGUGAAAUCAGACCAGAAAUUAGAAGCUUUACAGUUGCUGCCUUGGCCAUCGUUUAUCUGGCGACACUUUUUGGAAACCUUUUGGUCCUCCUGGUAAUUAUCCUGAACCACCAGCUCCACACUCCCAUGUUUUUUUUCAUUGCUAUCCUUGCUCUUAUAGAUGUGCUACACAACACUAACCUCAUCCCUAAAAUGAUGGCUCUUCUUAUGUUUGACACAUCUCCGGUACCGUAUGGUGCCUGCUUGGUUCAGAUGUUCCUGGUCUUUCAUCUUGAGAUAGUAGAAGUCUAUCUCUUCACUCUUAUGGCGUAUGACCGCUACGUCGCAGUCAUUUACCCGUUGAGAUACCCUCAGCUUGUGACGGGUAGAACUGUGUGGAUAGGCAUGUUAGUGUCCAACAUUAUCUCUGGCAUGACAAUGACUGUAUAUUUGAUAUUCGUCAGUGAACUUUCUUUUUGUCGUACUAAUGUCCUACCUUUCUGUUUCUGUGAUUAUGCCAACAUGGUUCACAUUUCUUGCAAUGACAAUCCUAAAUACUUAAGUUUUCUUUCAACAAUCGCAAGUAUAAAUGGUUGUGGUACUUUGACAAUAAUCCUCAUUUCUUAUGGCAAGAUUGCCCAUGCGGCACUUAAGAUUUCCUCAGCUGAAAGCAAGAAGAAAGUCUUCGAUGUCCUCGUCACACACCUGCUUGUGGUGUUGCUUUUUUAUGUGCCCCUGAUUAUCGCUUUCAUUCUUCCUGGAUUUGGAUUAGAGCUGUCAACCGAAACCUACAACACUCUGCUUGUAGUCGCUACUAUCCUCCCGCCAAUGAUCAAUCCUAUCAUCUACAGCUUUAGGAACAAGGAAAUGAAAAAUGCAAUAAAGAAACUUUUCACUGGGAAGAGAACAACUCUGGAAAUAAACAACUGUACAUAA
Molecule: messenger RNA, 984 nt
Organism: Polypterus senegalus (gray bichir)
Lineage: Eukaryota; Metazoa; Chordata; Cladistia; Polypteriformes; Polypteridae
Product: olfactory receptor 5F1-like
Exons: 2
Coding region: 1-984 (327 amino acids)
Biological process (GO): G protein-coupled receptor signaling pathway
Cellular component (GO): membrane
Molecular function (GO): G protein-coupled receptor activity; olfactory receptor activity
Source: RefSeq, a predicted model, not a curated record